This is a messenger RNA of Corticium candelabrum, 5733 nucleotides long. RefSeq lists its product as uncharacterized. Gene Ontology annotation, molecular function: phosphatidylinositol-4,5-bisphosphate phospholipase C activity. The transcript has 21 exons. The coding region runs from base 464 to 5512 and encodes 1682 amino acids. Gene Ontology annotation, biological process: lipid metabolic process; phosphatidylinositol-mediated signaling; release of sequestered calcium ion into cytosol. The record is from RefSeq and is a predicted model, not a curated record. Lineage: Eukaryota; Metazoa; Porifera; Homoscleromorpha; Homosclerophorida; Plakinidae.
UUACAGGCGCGCUGCAGUGCAGCAAGAAGCAUGUCCGUGUCCGCUCGGUAGUCCGAUUUUUCGCGUCGCCGGUGAUCGCCUAGGCAAUGUUCUGUACAACGGAUCGCGAUUUGUUCGUUGGGAAGACGAGGGAGCGAAAUUUGAAGAAAUAAAUUGCUACUUGGAUGGCGCACACCACCGGCUCGUGUGGAACAACGGCCUUACCGGCGUCACCGGAUUCCUAGAAGUCGCAAGAAUUCAACUUGUUUUGCCGGGGAGGAAACCGAAGGACACGCGACAAAUACUUCGAUCUCACGGCGUUGCGAUCACUUCGGAUCAUUGCUUGAGUAUUUAUUACGGCUGUUGGCCGUGGUCUGUGUUACAUCUCGUUGGGUCUCUUCCUCCUGUUGUUGCCACGUGGGUGAGGGAUCUGUCUCUUCUAGUGGAAACGGUCAAAAGUUAUUUUACAAGCGGAAGGCGUGGCAUGUCUGCAAGCGAUGCUAAUAACGAAUACUACGACAAUCCUCACCUCAAUUACUCGUUGAAGUCGAGAUAUACAGACAUUUACAGACAGUCGCGUGGAGGUCUUUCGACUUCGCAAGCUGUGGCAGAAUUUCUGACAAUCGGACAGUCACGAGCGUGUCAGCUGUUGCCACAGAUUGCUGGAUUGGCGAGUAAGCUAGAAAAUGUGAUGAGAAAGGAAGAGAUGAAUAUCAGUUUCUCUCUCUUUUGUGAUUUGCACUUUUUGUGCUCAAUGUGUCAGCGAGUUGAUCUGCUUAUGCUCUGUAUGGAUCUUGCUAGAAAUCAACCAACUACGUUAGCUGUUCCAAAGGAAGUUGCUGCUAGUGCUGCUUAUGGAAGAGAGUCAACGUCAUCGAAAGACGAUUCAAAAGGUUCUAACUUGGUGUCAAGAAUACAGCAACUGGUUACUGGAACUGGAACUGAGGCAAAAGUAAAAAACAGACGAUGUGCUGUUGAAGAAAGUGACAUACUUGGCAUACAGCUCAACCUUCUUCAUGAGGCUGUCGAUCAGAAGAUGACGUUGGCCUAUGACACGUUCAAGGGAUUUCUCCAAGUGUGGCAGGGAGUAAAGUCUUUGUCUCACAGUGAAAUAGAAAGUGUGAUCGAACAAUGUGAAGCUCCUAGAAUUAUCCGGAUGUUGAAUAGAUCAGACCAACCGAUGUCUCUCAGUUUACUCGGCUUUUGUUGGUAUUUUGUAAGUCACGAUAUGUUUUUUCACGCUAUGGAUUGCAGUGAAGAACUACACGACAUGACACAACCACUGUCUCAUUACUUCAUCUCAUCUUCUCACAACACUUAUUUGACUGGAAACCAGCUUCGGGGAGAAUCGUGUGUUGAAAUGUACUCUCUCGUUCUUCGUCUUGGUUGUCGUUGUGUUGAACUUGAUUGUUGGGAUGGUGAGGAUGGUGAGCCAAUCAUUUAUCAUGGUCACACAUUAACAACAAAGAUAAAGUUCAGGGAUGUCAUCGAGGCCAUCGGAGAUCAUGCCUUUGCCGUCACUCCUUAUCCACUUAUUCUUUCUAUUGAAAAUCACUGCAGUAUACUUCAACAGGUUGUCAUGGCUGAUGUAAUUCGAAAAUAUCUUAGCGCUUACUUGCUGCCUGGUUACUUGGAAGGAGAAUUUCCAGGAGACACACUUCCAUCACCAGAAAGUUUGAAACACAAAAUAUUGAUCAAGAACAAGAAACUGAGUGUUAACUCUCGGAAACGGGGUCGUACUGGUAGUGUGUGGCAUACGGAUGUUGUGAGUGAGUAUGAUAUAGUUGAGGUUGCAGAAAAUGCAAAAAUUUCUACGUUAAAAGAAGACGAGCAGAUUGUAGAUGAGACAAGUGCAAAGGACUGUCAGUCAACAGCUGCAGAUUUUUGUCUGGCUUCAGUUGACAGUGAGUCGAAUAAUAACUUUAAGCUGUCACGCCAAGCAUGGCACAAUGUGCCUGUUUCUUUGAAAUCAAGACGUGCUACUGUAUCAGCAGAGUCAUGCAGUAUGACAGAGGAAACUUUGUCUGUAUCGCAAAGCAGUUCAAACAUGAGUAGUGAUGUAUUACAAGAUAAACAUGAGGACAACAUGCAGUCAGAGAGGAGUUGUUCUCACAGCACAACUGAGGAGGUUUGCGAAAGAAUUAAGGAGCUUUCAGUUUCUACGAUCACUGAAGUUGUCAGUGGUUCAAUCAAAAUAGAAAACUCUUCAGAAGCUGCUUGUGUCAUUCCUUCAGAAGAAACUGUUUGUAUCAUCCCUUCAGAAGAAGCUGUUUGCGUUACUUCUUCAGAAGAAACUACUAGUGCUAGUGUGGAACUGCCAAGAGGAUAUUCAGAUUCUAAUACAUUUCGGAGUCAACAUGCAUCAGCUGUAAAGAAUCAGCACCAAGCGGUCAUUUCAGACACUUCAGAGAGCUAUUUGUUUGCUGGAAAUGAUAAAAAUAAUAGUGAUGAUGCAGAUGAUACAGGUGAAGAUUCAGAUGAAGAACAAGAGGAACAAUCACUGGUUGCUGCAGCACGCAAGGCAUUAUUAGAUGACUCCACUUUAGAUGCUGAUUUUCGUCAAUUCUGUGAACAAGUCUCUUUGUCUGAAGAAGAUAUUGUGUUGUCAUAUAGCAGAAAACGGAAGAAAAGGGUGUCUUCAUCUGCCAGUGCUUCUUCAACUGUUUCAAGUUUGUCCACUGCAUUUCGACACAAAGAAAGCACCAGUUCUAUCAACUCAUUAACAGUUGCGUUGCCAAGCAGUCGAAGUAACAGCGGGACCUCGUCACGUAAAGGAAGAACCUCAUCUUUGGGAUCAAUAUCUUUGGGAUCAAAACCUAUGAAGCAGUUCAAGCUUAAAAUGUCAGCUUCUGCAAGUGCACUUGAUAUGUUGUUUGUGGUUCGUGAACAGCAAUCGAGAGAAGUUUUAGACUCACAUGGCAACAUUUCAUGGCAACUUUCUGAUUUGGUCAACUAUAUUCAACCUGUCAAAUUUGAAAUCAAAAGAUUCAAGGAACCAGAUGCUGCAGCGCGUAGUUUGUGUGUAGAAAUGUUUUCUGUAACUGAGACAAAGGCGAAAAAGUUAUUGAAAAAGUACCCAACGCAAUAUGCAGAGUACAGUCAAAAUCGGUUGAGCAGGGUCUACCCACAUGCUCUUCGCUUUGAUUCAUCUAAUUUCAAUCCGGCGAAUUUCUGGCAAUAUGGAUGUCAAAUGGCAGCAAUGAAUUAUCAGACAAACGAUUCAGCUCUACAAUAUCACAAUGCCAUGUUUGCACAGAAUGGUGGUUCCGGCUUUCUCUUGAAACACAAAGGACAACUUUCGACGUCUGUUGUUGGUGACAAAAACAGAGCCAUUAGAGUAUCGUUUUCUCUCAUUUCUGCACAGAACGUCCCGAUGUCGGGAUCUACAGGGUCUCUGUUUGAGGCUGUCAUUGAUAUCUUUGGAUCUCCUGAUGAUUUUACCAAAUCUUAUCACUCACCUGCUGUCCCUAAUCGCUCUGGCUGUUUGGUAUGGGGAAACGAUAAAGCCAAGUUCUCUACAGUUUUUCUGUACCCUCACAUUGCAGCUGUUCGAUUUUUGCUGCAGAACUCUAAACUAGAUAAUGUAGGUCACUGCAUCAUUCCCGUGUCUUGCCUUCGUCGUGGGUAUAGACACAUUCUGUUGGAUACAGCAACUGGCUCAAUUUGCAAUCGUCCUUCUUUGUGUGUGUUUAUUAAGGUGAGGCAUUAUUCUCCAAGCACUCAGCUGCUUGUAAAGAGUUUUUCGGACGCUCAUUCUCUGCGCUUGUUGACAAUUCAAUCGGUUCCAGGGGAAAGCGAUCCCAUUGUAGUAGGAGUGACAGAAAAUAUGACAACCAAAGACGUAGUUCAUAAGACAUUACAGAUGGUCGGCAGAGAGGAGGAAUUUGGAGAGUUUGCACUGGCUGAAGUCAAUGAACAACAAGAUGAGCGCUAUUUGAAAGAUGAGGAACGGCCUCUGUUGGUGCAGGAAAGUUGGACCCAGUACGGAGUGCAUGCCUCUCUGCAUCUGCGACGACACGGCGGUAACAUUCAAAAUAUCCACGUUCCCGAGAGAGCUUUAGUUCAGGUGCAUUUUACGGACUUGCACAGAGUGGCUAAAGCGUACAGUACUUUUAAUGUUACUAACAAGACAACAGCAAGGCAGUUGGUAGAGUUAGCUCUACGUAAACUAAAUCGUCUUAUCGGAGAGGGCAGCAGCAUUGCUGGUCUAGUGGCCAACACGACUGGAAGAAAUCCUGCAGCAGCACUUGACGAAUAUUUUGUCGUCAAGAAGCAAUAUGAUGGCUCAAAUGUCGUCCAAGAACGACGUCUCGCUGAUGAUGAAUUUGUGUUGAUUGUGCAAAGUCGUUGGCCGAGCGGCAAGGGCUUCUACUUGAAGCAGCUGUCUAGUGGCAAGUCAUCCACAUCAACAUUAUACAGGAGCAUACAGCCACCCUCUUUACCGCUGACAACGACUGGCAGGUGUGAAUCGGAUGGCUUUAUAGAUCUAGGGGAGGAUGAACCUUGUUUGCUGAUACCAUUGGAGCAUGCUGGUGUCUCCUCAAGAUUUGUGAUUAACACAAAGAAAUCGAAACGAAGUGCUUCUACCUCCGUUCAUCAUGAGUCUGCAAAGCAUGGCUCGGGUCUGAUAGAGCCAAGUAGUGUACCAAGUUAUCUGCCAUCGCACAACAUUACAGACUAUCCGAUGGUAACAACUCGUGUGGUGACGGCAAGCGGCAAGCAGAAAGUUAAGCAACAAUUUGAUGACUUGCAACAGCACAAGGGAAAAGGUAGAAAAGGUAUGAAACAUAAAUCACUAAAAGCUCUUCUAACUAAAAAAAACAAACGACAUGAGCGCGUCAGCUCUAGCCCUUCUAGUUUGAGCAUGUACAGUCAAGAAGGAGUGUAUCAUGUCGGAAGAAGCACAUUUCAUCACACUCACAAGUAUGAUGAAGGGAUGAAGUGCAGCACUAGCAGUGUCAUAGACACGUCUACAGCUGCGAGCACGAGUGCAGAUCAUUUGUCAGAUUUUGACCAGCCACCACGUGGUCGUGUGCGUUCUAGGUCGUUGCCCACUCUUCCCCGUUCUACUGGUGAAAAUGUGCUAGUCGAUUCUACAAGAGACCUAGAAACGUUGACAGAGCAGUUGCAUAAAUUCAGUGAAAGAGACUUGCAAAUGGAGAUAAACCGUCGCUCACUGCAACUUGAAAGACUAAAACACAGCUUGUCUAAGUAUUCGGUUAGCGACUCUGGAAGUGAUAGAGACAUUGAUGAUGAUGUGUUUGACUCAAACGUUGCUUCAAGUUCUCAACCAGUAGAUUGUUCAGAGAGUCACGAAAUUAUUAGACUGGAACGGCUAUUGCUUAUUGAGAAGCGCAUGUUCUAUGGCGCAUUGCGUUUCGCGGAAAUUUCUAUGAAAGACAAGCGACAACGCAAACAUGCGGAGAAAAGCGUGCAACGAAGCAAAGAUUAUGUUAGAAAACUGGAAAAUAAAAUAAAAUCUCUGAGAGCGAAGGUUCUACUUCAUGGACUUAGCACCAGUUCAGAAGCUUGAAGGUUGUACAUGUUGCUGUGUAUAUAUAUAUCUAUACCCCAGGUACAUGUUGUGCACGAUGCAUAUACAAUUGCAUCUGGUAUAAUAGAUUUAGUAGAAUGGUAAAUAUGAUUACCACCACUGAUUAAUGCAUUUCUAACCGAAUAUUAUGUUCUACUUUAAUUUUUGUCCAUACAAAUAUAUGCAAGUGUUUGCCUUAGUGUUUUCAUUCCAAUGUCAAC